AUGGAUGAUGUCGAGGUACACAUUCUACCAUGUCUAAUUAAGUAUAAUGGAAGGACCGAUUUUAAAAAACGGUUUAAAAGUAAAAUAAAGAAGGUUCCAGAUCACGUUUCAGACGAUAAUUCAAUUCCAGGCGGGUAUGAACUUAAGGAACUCUGCGGAUACUCUGCGGACAAUGUUGAGUUUUCUGUAAAAGUAACGGAAAACUAUGUAAAAGAUGUGUACUAUCCCCUCAAGGGGACUGAUAAGUUCCUGAGGGAGAAGUACUACCUGUUCUUCAGGGGACGACAGCUGCGCGGAAGUGAGUUGGCACUGGACGAACUCGGGUAUAAGAUGAUUAUUGUGGAAGUGGACAAACCAGUUAAGGCGUCCGAAUUGACCAAACAUGACUGUGUGGAGUCGAAAACGCUGAGGAUGACCUCGAAGGUGUCCAGCGUAACGUGA
Messenger RNA from Theileria orientalis strain Shintoku, 441 nucleotides. RefSeq lists its product as hypothetical. NCBI's taxonomy places the organism in Eukaryota, Apicomplexa, Aconoidasida, Piroplasmida, Theileriidae. Gene Ontology annotation, cellular component: ribonuclease H2 complex. The record is from RefSeq and is a predicted model, not a curated record. Gene Ontology annotation, biological process: RNA catabolic process. The transcript has 2 exons. The coding region runs from base 1 to 441 and encodes 146 amino acids.